This is a messenger RNA of Serpula lacrymans var. lacrymans S7.9, 465 nucleotides long. RefSeq lists its product as uncharacterized. The record is from RefSeq and is a predicted model, not a curated record. The annotation marks the transcript as partial. NCBI's taxonomy places the organism in Eukaryota, Fungi, Basidiomycota, Agaricomycetes, Boletales, Serpulaceae. The transcript has a single exon.
AACCUAGAUAAUUCCUCGACGCGGUCAAAUUUUUAGAGGCGGAUAAGAAACAUGGGGACAAACAUCCUGUCUCCCUCCCAAGAGAUAUCAGAUGGAGGUGACGACUCGCUCGAUGGAGGAGCAGAAGGGCCUGAUCCGGGAGGUGCGCCAGAGGCCAUUGAGAACUCCGUUGUGAGAACGGUAAGAAAACAAGAAGAAUAAAAACAAGAGAAGUGGGGAGAGGAUGUCGAGCUCGCUUGCAGAGGGACGAUUAGAGUUCGAUGUGGCAGAAGCUUGAGCUGUGUGGGCGUGUAAGAGAUAAAAUAGGACGAAACGAAGGAGGUGGCCGGGAGACACGGAUGCAGAAGGAACAGCUGCUAUAUGGUGGAUUAUACAGCGAGCUCGACGGGGAAAGGAGCGUCGACAACGGCGGCGACGACGAGCUCGAGGACGGGCGAUGCUGGGAGGAUGAAGGGCGUCGAGGAC